CCGCGGCGGGGAAGACUCCAGCCGCCAGGGGGAGCGCGCGCCGUUCUUGCCUCUCUGGCCUGCGCCUCCUGAGCCGAGUAGAUAUCCCAGAGUUCCGCGCCGCGCCAGCCUUUCCGCCACGGCCGCCUCUGGAGAGCAGUAGCCAUGGCUCUACGCUACCCUAUGGCCGUGGGCCUCAACAAGGGCCACAAGGUGACCAAGAACGUGAGCAAGCCUAGGCACAGCCGCCGCCGCGGGCGUCUGACGAAACACACCAAGUUCGUGCGGGACAUGAUUCGGGAGGUGUGUGGCUUUGCCCCGUACGAGCGGCGCGCCAUGGAGUUACUCAAGGUCUCCAAGGACAAACGGGCCCUCAAGUUUAUCAAGAAAAGGGUGGGGACGCACAUCCGCGCCAAGAGGAAGCGGGAGGAGCUGAGCAACGUAUUAGCCGCUAUGAGGAAAGCUGCUGCCAAGAAAGACUGAGCCCCUUCCCCUGGCUUCUCCCUGAAAUAAAGAACAGCUUGACACAA
Messenger RNA from Piliocolobus tephrosceles (Ugandan red Colobus), 509 nucleotides. It is a transcript of the gene RPL36, whose product is annotated as ribosomal protein L36. Gene Ontology annotation, cellular component: ribosome. The record is from RefSeq and is a predicted model, not a curated record. The coding region runs from base 145 to 462 and encodes 105 amino acids. The transcript has 4 exons. Gene Ontology annotation, molecular function: structural constituent of ribosome. NCBI's taxonomy places the organism in Eukaryota, Metazoa, Chordata, Mammalia, Primates, Cercopithecidae. Gene Ontology annotation, biological process: translation.